AUGUCGCUUCCAUGGAAGAUCAAGCUUAUGAUCUCAGCCUACUCGCGCAUCCGCAAAGCCUGCUUCCGCCAUGACUUCACCAUCAACCGCCGCCUCCUCAGACUCUUCGACCCCAAAACACCGCCCACCCCACCCUCCUCAGUCGAUGUCACCGUCGACCCCUCCCGCGACCUCUGGUUCCGACAAUACACUCCCUCCCACUCUACCGCCGCCGCCACUGCUACCGGUGACACUCUCCCCGUCGUAGUAUAUUUCCACGGCGGCGGAUUUGCAACUAACUCUGCCAACACCGUGUUUAUGGACUCGUUUGCCAGGCGCGUGGCCAAUCACGUCCGCUCCAUUGUGAUCUCAGUUAAUUACCGUCUUGCCCCUGAGCACCGCUGCCCCGCCCAAUACGACGACGGGUUUGACGUCGUCAAGUUUCUUGACUCCGUGGACCCCACGCGCCUCCCUCCUGGUACAGAUCUUGGCCGGUGUUUUAUCAUGGGCGAUAGCGCUGGUGGGAAUUUGGGACACCACGUAGUGGCACGUGCUGGCGCGUGUAAAUUUGAGCGCGUGAGAUUGCGCGGGCUGAUUGCAGUUCAGCCGUUUUUUGGCGGGGAGGAAAGGACCGAGUCAGAGAUCCGAAUUGGGAACGGGGCUCCGGGUUUGUCGGUGGACCGGGCUGAUUGGUUCUGGAAAGCAUUCUUGCCGAAAGGGUCGAACCGGAACCAUCCUGCCGCAAACGUGUUCGGGCCAAAUUCGGCAAGAUUUUCAGGCUCGAAAUUCCCGAACACACUCGUGGUGAUUGGUGGGUCCGACCCGUUGCAAGAUUGGCAAAGAAAAUAUUGCAAGGGUUUAGAGAGUGCAGGAGUAGGAGUGAGGUUGGUGGAGUAUCCAAAUGCAUUUCAUGGGUCUUAUGUGUUUGAGGAUUUGCCUGAAUCAUCUUUGAUGUUAGAUGAAAUUGGGGACUUCAUGUCACAACAAUUGAAGGUGACAUGA
This is a messenger RNA of Arachis stenosperma, 981 nucleotides long. RefSeq names its product probable carboxylesterase 18. The transcript has a single exon. The record is from RefSeq and is a predicted model, not a curated record. Gene Ontology annotation, biological process: pollen tube growth. NCBI's taxonomy places the organism in Eukaryota, Viridiplantae, Streptophyta, Magnoliopsida, Fabales, Fabaceae. The coding region runs from base 1 to 981 and encodes 326 amino acids. Gene Ontology annotation, molecular function: carboxylic ester hydrolase activity.